This is a messenger RNA of Mesorhabditis belari, 1503 nucleotides long. The record is from the annotation of a GenBank genome assembly. Lineage: Eukaryota; Metazoa; Nematoda; Chromadorea; Rhabditida; Rhabditidae.
AUGGACGAAGAGGAUAUUUUACUUGGAUCCUCGCUCGACAAUGAAGUGUUGGAUACUGAAAUCGACGAAAGCAUUUUAUUGGACACCCUUGAAAAUAACAAAGAGGAUAAUGUGUUGUUCUCGGAAGAUGCCUCACCUCGGAAGGAAACCAAAGAGGAAUUUGUUGGCGCCUCAAUAAAAGAACAGGCACAUAAGGAUGAUGCAUUUGAAUUGGAUUAUGAAGAGGACGAUGAGACUGAAGAGCGCGUGGAUAGAUUUGAACCCGAACGUCCGGAACACAAAACGUUGUAUAAGACUAAAGAAGAAUCAUCUUCUCAAUCAAAUGACAACGUGGAAACUAUCUUUAAAGUUCGCAUCCAACCUAAUCAUUUACGAGCCGGCUUUCCUGAUGGUGCAAACUUUGGAUGGAAGGUGACUGCUGCAUUACAAGGACAGCCGACAAAUGCAGGUUCUGGAAGUCCGAUGAAAGUUAGUUUAAUAAGUGGAUUGGCGCGCAUUCCCGGAAUGGGCAUUCCACCCCCAAAUUUCGGAGCACCACCUCCUAAUAUGCCAGGAAAAUGGGCAGUGGAUUCUUCUCGUGCUAUUAAGCCAGGAUCAUAUCCUCCAGCUUCCAAAAAUAAACCGCCUUCGCUUCUCAAAAUGAAUAUAGCAGAACCCAUAGUGCUUCCUGGAAAGAAAAUAUUGGUUAACCCAAAAUUUUCCCAAGGAGGAAUCUCGGUUCCACCCCCAAUGCUAAACGUACCACCUCCAGCUCUGAAUAUCAGCGUCCCAUCUUCAAAUCUUUUUGAAAAGCAACCUCCUGCGAUGGGACAAUGGGACGCUCAAGUUGCCGCAUUUCUUGCCUCGUCUAGUGGAAAGACUCGCAAACGUCGCUCAAGAUCUCGCUCUGAAAGCAGCGAGUCAUAUGAUAGAUCCUCGGAUUCGAAUAGCGGGCGGUCACGUUCCCGGUCCCAUUCAAAGGAUCGGCGAAACAACUUAGGAACAACACGCUCAAGACCACAGAGAGGUGAUCGAACUAAUUGGAAUCGCUCAAGAGGGCACACACAUCGAGCUGUCACCGAGGAUACCCUUGAAAGCGCAAAAGCCCUGGGACUUGAUCAAGAAUAUUUGCGAAAAGUGGAAGAACAAAAGAGAAGGCGUGAAGAAACUUUGAAGCGAAAGCAUAAUAGUAGUAGCAAUGUCAAAUCGGAGCCGCCGCGAAAAAUUUCACCUUCAUCAAUGCAACAUGGAGAUGAACAAAAGAAUAAACUCAGGGCAUAUUUGGUUGUUCGUAUUGUCAAUUUAUCGGCGCUUGGUGGAUUUGCACUGAAAAAAGUGACGCAAUUAGCCAAAGAACACGCAGAAGUCAAAAAAUGUUGGCAAGACGACGCAGAUGUGGUUUCUGUAAUAUUUUCGGAGCACGACAAAGCCAAAACUUUUAUGUUAAAACAUAAUUCAAAAGUUUGGAGUGGUGUGCGCGUUUCUGUCAACCUGGAGAAAAUCUAUUUAAAUUUAACGAACACU